AUGUCUACUAUUAAUAUGGAAUCUGAAGCACAAUAUGAACAACAGUCUGUUUCACAUAAAAAAUCGCGUCGUGGUCGUAAACGUAUCCAAGAUCCGUCGCUUGUUAUACAAAUGAAACGAAAUCGUCGAUGUCGUGCAAAUGAUCGUGAACGUAUUCGUAUGAGAAGUUUAAAUGGAGCACUUGAACAUUUAAGAGAAAUAUUACCCAUAGAUGAUACAGAUGAUAAAUUAACAAAAAUAGAAACAUUAAAGAUGGCUAGUGAUUAUAUAUGUUUAUUGACAAAUAUUUUGUAUAAUACAAACAUCAGUCCAAAUUCUUCUCGAUUACAACUAUCAUCACCUCUUUCAUCCACGUCAUCUUCAUCGAAUACACCUUGUCCUUAUUUAUCAAUACCUUUCUCAACAUCUUACAAUUACUAUCCGUCUGAACAAACAUUUUUCAAAUCAGAACCGGUUGAUUUUACAUCGUCAUCCUAUUUUCAACAGACAAAUAACUAUCAUCAACAAUAUUGGCCACAACUAUUUCAAAAUUCAACUCAAACAAACUUGUAA
Didymodactylos carnosus is the source of this 552-nucleotide messenger RNA. Lineage: Eukaryota; Metazoa; Rotifera; Eurotatoria; Philodinida; Philodinidae. The record is from the annotation of a GenBank genome assembly.